AUGAAUGUUCUGUUUCAGGCUCUUGCUGCAGAGAUUUCUCAAGCUACAAACACUCUCCACAAAGUUCCACCAAAGGUUCCUCCGAAGCCUGCGCAUCUAAAAGCGUCGUCGACAUGCGUUUCCCCGCCUCCAUUUGUCUCCGUAACGUCUUCGGACACGAAUUCGAUCGGACAUUCCUUGUCCAAUGGUAGCGUGGCGAGCAACGUUUCAUCAGAAGUAGAAAACCGGUCAUACUCUGAUAAGGAAAAUGCCGCUGCUGCUGCCACGAUCAUUCAAGCGGAUAAACCUAAAGCUAUCACUGAGCAGGAACCUGUUCGAGUUCGGUCACAACCGAAAGAAAAAAUGACGGAUGCCCAGGUGUUAGAAGAACUUCGACAAAUUGUCAAUCAAGGAGAUCCUCUUCAGAAAUACGAGAUUAAACGUCAGAUCGGUCUAGGCGAAAUAGUUUUUCAGAAGGAAAAUGCCGCUGCUGCUGCCACGAUCAUUCAAGCGGAUAAACCUAAAGCUAUCACUGAGCAGGAACCUGUUCGAGUUCGGUCACAACCGAAAGAAAAAAUGACGGAUGCCCAGGUGUUAGAAGAACUUCGACAAAUUGUCAAUCAAGGAGAUCCUCUUCAGAAAUACGAGAUAAACUCAGAUAUCGUCUAG
Molecule: messenger RNA, 648 nt
Organism: Cooperia oncophora
Lineage: Eukaryota; Metazoa; Nematoda; Chromadorea; Rhabditida; Trichostrongylidae
Source: the annotation of a GenBank genome assembly